GUCUGCAGGCCGUGACGAACCCGCCUCCACAUGAGCUUCGCAAGGUUGAUUGAUGCCGAGUUACUUAAUACCUGACCUUGUCAUCAACCUCCUCGUCCAGCCCCAGGCAGGACAUCUCCAGUCUCUCCCUUCGACCAUAUCGACCUGGCCCCCGAUUUACGACCAUUUGAAGCUCCUCCUCCUUCGAACAUUGCUCAGCCGUCAAGCGCCUUGUAUUUUGCUUCUUUGCUUGUCGUCGUCCGACUGAGCAAGCCGCCUCCGUUUGUGCGUCGCACUCGCGCUGGUCCCGACCUCACGGACAAACCCUCACAUACGCCCAGCACCCAAGCGGUGGGCGCCUCAACCACACACGCAAAUACUCGCGUGGCUGUCACAUUUCUCUGCUCUGCAUUGCGAGAACGGCAGACCGUAUCCACCAUCGUCCUCUGCGCAGUUGUCGAGCACCGCAAUUCAGCCCUCACUCCGGGAGCUCGAACCCAACGACAGUGUGUCCUCCAGCUACUGCGCGCUGGAGGGCGCCUGGUCCAAGAUGGCCAGCCCUACACUGAACUUCAUUACUUUCAAUCAGGACCACAGCUGUCUUGCCGUCGGCACGUCCAAGGGCUUUCGUAUCUACCACACAGAUCCCUUCUCAAGGAUAUUCACUAGCGAUGACGGCAACAUCGCCAUCAUAGAGAUGCUCUUCUCCACCUCUCUGGUCGCCCUGAUCCUGUCCCCCCGCCACUUGAUCAUACAAAACACAAAGAGAGCCUCCGUUAUCUGCGAACUCACAUUCCCUUCUGCCGUGCUCGCCGUUCGACUGAAUCGCAAGCGCCUCGCUGUCGUCCUCGAAGAAGAGAUAUACCUAUACGACAUCAGCAACAUGAGCUUGCUCUACACCAUCCCCACCUCUCCGAACCCCUCAGCGAUAUGCGCCCUCUCGCCGUCCUCAGAGAAUUGCUUCAUCGCAUAUCCACUUCCAAAGCCCCGGGAGGACUCAGACAAUAGGCGUCCAUCACACGCCCCCCCGCAGUCGACCUACGUGGCCCCCACCUCCGGAGAAGUGCUGGUCUUCGACACAUUGACACUCAAGGCAGUCAACGUCAUUGAGGCUCAUCGAUCUCCCCUGUGCUGCAUAUGCCUUAACAGUGACGGCACCCUGCUUGCGACGGCCAGCGAGACAGGUACAAUCAUCCGGGUGUUUUCUGUCCCGCGCGGUCAGAAGCUAUACCAGUUUAGGCGCGGAACGUAUCCAUCAACUAUCUACAGCAUGUCCUUUAACCUCAGCUCUACUCUCCUUUGUGUCUCCUCCACAUCAGAUACGGUGCACAUAUUCCGGCUAGGGGCCCCUCCCGGCAAUACAACACCCGCAGGGGCACCUAUUGAACCGCCAGGCUCACCGAGGCAAGACCGCUGGUCACGUGCCCGAAGUUAUGAAGAUGCCGACUCGCCUGGCAAUAGCGCUGCCGAGUCGCCACGGAGUGACGCUGCCGAGCUCACGGCGGCCAACACUCCCACCGGUGCCAACAAGCAGGGCCAUCGUAGACAGAGUGGAUCUUUCAGCAACAUGCUUCGACGGUCGUCGCAAAUCAUGGGACGCGGUGUAGCCGGGGUGGUCGGGUCCUAUCUCCCAUCGUCAGUCACUGAGAUGUGGGAACCGCUGAGGGACUUUGCCUAUAUCAAAAUCCCCAAAUCGGCCGCAUCCGGAGCCCAACUCCGUAGCGCGGGAACCACCCCGGCAGGGCCCCUUCGCAGCGUCGUGGCUAUGAGCAGCAGCAGCCCUCAGGUGAUGGUAGUUACAAGCGACGGCGGGUUCUAUGUCUAUAACAUUGACAUGGAGAACGGCGGAGAAGGCUACUUAGUUAAGCAAUUCUCGGUUUUGGAAGGGGACGAUAAGAACGAUAUCUCAACAUACGGAGGAUAGGUAGACAGGACACCGUAGUGAUCUGUACUAGACGGCACGCAAGCCUGAGUCGAGGCUCGCCAAGCGACUAAAGAUGUGUUUUGGAUGGAUGUGACGAGUACCUGUGCCUAUAAUCGAAAUUGCAGGGUGCUAAAUCCGCACGUCGCAAAGCAACAAACGCUACGUUCCUUUCCUACAUCGUCACGUUCUCUUUGAAUCCAGGCUUUGCCAGUGUCUUGUAUUCCCUCCAGCCAUGACUUGGAUGCGGCAGGCGCAUCAGCACGCUGAGGACGAGAGAGAUGAUAGCUUGCAUAGAGCGGCACCGGCGGUCUCAAUCGGACAAGAACCCGU
Molecule: messenger RNA, 2233 nt
Organism: Purpureocillium takamizusanense
Lineage: Eukaryota; Fungi; Ascomycota; Sordariomycetes; Hypocreales; Ophiocordycipitaceae
Gene: ATG18
Product: autophagy protein
Exons: 4
Coding region: 530-1903 (457 amino acids)
Biological process (GO): protein localization to phagophore assembly site; nucleophagy; autophagy of mitochondrion
Cellular component (GO): cytosol; fungal-type vacuole membrane; extrinsic component of membrane
Molecular function (GO): phosphatidylinositol-3,5-bisphosphate binding; phosphatidylinositol-3-phosphate binding; protein binding
Source: RefSeq, a predicted model, not a curated record